This is a messenger RNA of Musa acuminata subsp. malaccensis (wild Malaysian banana), 2649 nucleotides long. RefSeq names its product BEL1-like homeodomain protein 1. The record is from RefSeq and is a predicted model, not a curated record. Lineage: Eukaryota; Viridiplantae; Streptophyta; Magnoliopsida; Zingiberales; Musaceae. Gene Ontology annotation, biological process: regulation of transcription by RNA polymerase II. Gene Ontology annotation, molecular function: DNA-binding transcription factor activity, RNA polymerase II-specific; RNA polymerase II cis-regulatory region sequence-specific DNA binding.
GAGUACGCAACAAAACAAGUAGAGACAAAGCACCUGCCGACCUUCUCUCGGUCUCUCUCUCUCUCGCGCACGGCCUUCAGACAGGUCUUUGUUCCUUGUGGCACUUGUGUCGCUUCUUUCACAGAAUUAUACUGACGUCUUCGUAGAAUGCCAUGUCUCUCGAUCCCUCUCGUGCUGCUACAUCUGAUGCCGGGGAGAAGAGGUGGGCCAAAUCUUGCCUUUCUUUUCAUGAGGGCAUCAUGAUAGCUUAGACUCCGCUUGACGGCUUGUGAUGGAUACAUAGAAGGGAAACUGCAUCUGAUACAGCUUUCAUCUCCUGCUGCUGCUUUUGCUCAUGAGAGAUCAGAUCGAGCGCUGCAUGUUGGAGCUUCUAAGAAAGAGGAAGAAAAGCAGAGUCUUUUGGGGAGUUCCGACUCUGCUAUCGGGUCAUCCCAAGACAGCGAGCAGUCUCUGAUUGGCUGCCUCGAGGAGGUGAUUCCAUCGAAGUUGUGUGUGGUUUCAGUACACAGGUUAAAGGAUUAAGAAGCCAUGCGUAGUUGCUUGAUAUGACGGAGUACUUCUUUUACCGAGAGAGCACUUGGGAAGAUGGAUCGAGUGGUGUCGACUGUUCGACGUGGGCUUCUUCGGUUCACUCGAUCGAUCGUCCAUGUUCUUCCCUUUGCUUUUCUCCAUGAGCAUUUUGCGUCGACCGAGGCAUUCGAUCGAGCUACAAUCCUAAGCUGAUCUCUCUCUCUCUCUCUCUCUCUCUCUCUCUCUCGCGAUGGCGACGUUCAUUCAUGGAGCUCCGGAAGUGCAACCGGAUGGGCUGCAGACCCUCUUCCUCAUGAACCCCGGCUACGCUGGCUACAUGGACGCAGCAGCUCCGGCCAACAUGGUCCUACUCAACUCCACGAUGAAUUCAUUGAACCCGAUCAUUCUCGCACAAGCAGGCCAGCCGAACCAGCAGCAGCAGGACUUCGUCGGAAUCCCUCUCCAACCAGCAGCGCGGCUCCGUGACUCGGACCGCCCCCUACCGAUCCACGCGUCCCAUGAUGCGUCGGUACUCACCCGCCUCCAUCACAACCUCUGGACGCCGACGCCCACGAGCAACUCCGUCGACGUGGCAUCCCAGUUCAGUCCCCGGCGGCGAGGACUGUCUCUGAGCCUCUCUCCACAUGAGAUGGCGAUGACUCCGGGGAGCGCCCACGAGGUGAUGUUUGCGGCGUCUGUAGGUGGCGCGAAUGGCGUCUCUGGCCGGCGGAGCUUCUUGAUGGGUUCCAAGUACUUGAAGGCAGCUCAACAGUUGCUCGACGAGGUGGUCGACGUCGGGAAGGGGAUUAAAGAUGAGGCAGCGAAGGGGCCUAAGUCGAGGAACACAGAGCUGAAAGGUGGAGAAACCACGAGCACGAAGCAAAGAGCGGAUCUGACAACAGCUGAGAGGCAGGAGCUACAGAUGAAGAAGGCCAAGCUCAUCAGCAUGCUCGAGGAGGCGGAACAGAGAUACAGGAAGUACAACCACCAGAUGCAAACCGUGAUCGCUUCCUUCGAAGCUGUUGCUGGCCAUGGAUCUGCAAGAACAUACACCGUCCUCGCUCAGCGGACCAUAUCGAAGCAAUUCCGGUGUCUCCGAGACGCCAUCGUCGGCCAGAUUCGAGCAACCUGCAAGACUUUGGGGGAGGAAGACACCAAGCUGGGGAACUCGAGGCUUCGGUUCAUCGAUCAGCAUCUGAGACAGCAGAGGCAGAUGAUCCAGCCGAAUGCCUGGCGACCUCAGCGAGGACUCCCUGAACGCUCUGUUUCCGUUCUCCGAGCUUGGCUGUUCGAGCACUUCCUCCACCCAUACCCAACGGAUUCGGACAAGUUUAUGCUGGCCAAGCAAACAGGACUCACGAGGAGUCAGGUCGCGAAUUGGUUCAUCAAUGCGAGAGUGCGCCUAUGGAAGCCCAUGGUGGAGGAAAUUUACCUGGAAGAGACGAAGCACCACGAACAGCGCAACGCCGAUGAGACUGCAACCAAGAUUGACGCCAAUGGACGCUCCACAUCCAAGUCCAGCACAGGGAUGACUGAUAGCCUCAAGAACGACGUCAAGCAACCAUCUGCAGCAGCACAACCACCACCACCACCACCACCAUUUGAGCCGAAGCUGGACGCCUUGAGCAACCAAGAGCUGCUGAUGAAGUUCAUGGACGCGAGGCAGAGGAUUGAGGAGCAAGCAUACCCGUUGAUAGCAGGCAGCAGCAGCCAAGGAGGUGAUCAUGAGGCCUAUCCGACAUUUGCUUCGAGGUUCUCAGGCAAUGGCGUCUCCCUCACGCUUGGCCUUCAACACAGUGGAAACCUCUCGCUGUCGGGAGCGCAGCCAUCCAUUCCAUCCAGCGAGAGCAUAUGGGCAGGAGGAUGGAGAUGAGCAGUGAGGCCACAGACUCCUGCAGUUUGUUCAACAAUGCAGCAUUCAUGGCCAGAAAUCUCCUUGUCAUCUCUGUUCCUCAGAGUUGAGUGCUUUAGGAGUUGAUCACAGGGUCUCAUACUGCAUGGAAGCUUGUUAUUGGAUAUGGUGUGUGAGUUAGGAGGUUAGUCCAUAAGGUUUAGGAACAUAUAGUUAGGGAGCUUACUCAUAUGAGACACAUAUCAAUCAUAGAUAUGGAUGAAUCUUAUACAGAUAUAUGUUGUAUA